This is a messenger RNA of Sinocyclocheilus anshuiensis, 2552 nucleotides long. Its product is annotated as mRNA-capping enzyme. The record is from RefSeq and is a predicted model, not a curated record. Gene Ontology annotation, molecular function: ATP binding; mRNA guanylyltransferase activity; mRNA 5'-triphosphate monophosphatase activity. The transcript has 16 exons. Bases 317 to 1897 code for a protein of 526 amino acids. Gene Ontology annotation, biological process: dephosphorylation; 7-methylguanosine mRNA capping. Lineage: Eukaryota; Metazoa; Chordata; Actinopteri; Cypriniformes; Cyprinidae.
AGCAGCCCCUCCUGGUCGCCCGUGGUCACUGCUGUCGGUGUCAGUGGGUAACGCACAGAACUGCGGGAUAACGUGGAGAGUUAUUGUUUACUUCUGAGCCGGGUUUGAGAAGCGGACGCCUCAUGGAGCUCAUCUCAUGACUGCUGACCCGAGGAAGAGCCUCUGUACAGCGCGAAGCUGUUGAUAAAGCUGUGAGCCGCUAACAGCGCUGGGGUUUGUGUGAAGGGCCCAGGCAGCCGAUCACCGAAGAUCCUCCAGCCCUCGACACACAGGCUUGAGCUCUGGAGCAGCGCUCGUCUCGUAUAUCGACGGGAGCAUGUCUCAAACCGGAGCGCCUCCGCGAUGGAAGAACUGUCCCAGAAGAGGACAACCCGUGGCUGGUAAAUUUCUGCCCAUGAAAACCAUGCUUGGACCACGGUAUGAUGAUAAAGUCCCUGAGGAGAACAGGUUUCAUCCCAGCAUGCUGUCCAACUAUCUCAAAAGCUUAAAGGUGAAGAUGGGUUUGCUGGUGGACCUGACGAACACCAGCCGCUUCUAUGAUCGAGCAGAGAUAGAAAAAGAAGGAAUCAAAUAUGUCAAACUUUCCUGCAAAGGUCACGGUGAAUGCCCCACAGCAGAGGCCACAGAGAUGUUCAUCAGGCUGUGCGAGCACUUCAUAGAGAAGACGCCCACAGAGCUCAUCGGCAUUCACUGCACGCAUGGCUUCAACCGCACCGGCUUUUUAAUAUGUGCCUACCUGGUGGAGAAAAUGGACUGGAGCCAUGGAAAAUGCCAAAUCAAGUUACCAGAACUGGCCCUCUUUGCACAGAAACAUGGAAUGUCUGUCAAAGGAGUCACUCAAGUCACGUCACAGCCCAAGCUCGGCAUGAUCCAGAGGAAAUGUCAGGAGUUCUCUGAGUGGGACAAAUCGGGGUUUCCUGGUGCUCAGCCCGUAUCGAUGGACCGCAGGAACAUUCGUCUGUUGGAGCAGAGCGUUUAUAAAGUCAGCUGGAAAGCAGACGGCACACGGUACAUGAUGUUGAUAGAUGCAAAAGACGAAGUCCAUAUGAUUGACAGAGACAAUUCGGUCUUUCACAUAGCCAACCUGGAGUUUCCUUUCCGGAAGGAUCUUCGCACCCAUCUUUCCAACACGCUUCUGGAUGGGGAGAUGAUUGUCGACAAAGUGAACGGCCAGCCCGUCCCGCGGUAUCUCAUCUACGACAUCAUUAAAUUUAACGGUCAGCCUGUGGGUCAGUGUGACUUCAACAGACGUCUGCUGUGUAUCGAGAAGGAGAUCAUCUUCCCACGAUUUGAGAAAAUGAAGCUGGGCCAAAUUGAUAAAUCCAAGGAGCCCUUCAGCGUCAGGAACAAGCCUUUCUUCGACAUCCACGCUGCACGCAAGCUCCUGGAGGGCAGUUUCACCUCGCAGGUCAGCCAUGAAGUCGAUGGUCUUAUCUUCCAGCCUAUAGGGAAAUAUAAGCCGGGCAGAUGUGAUGACAUUCUGAAGUGGAAGCCGCCCAGCCACAACUCAGUCGAUUUCAGACUCAAGAUCACCAAAGUCGGCGGGGAGGGACUGAUCCCGCAGACGGUGGGUCUCCUGUACGUGGGGAGAUAUGACAUGCCCUUUGCACAAAUGAAGAUAACAAGGGACCUGAAGCAUUAUGAUAAUAAAAUAAUUGAGUGCACGUUCGUCAAUAACACUUGGGUGUUCAUGCGACAGAGGACGGACAAGAGCUUCCCCAACUCAUAUGACACAGCCAUGGCUGUGUGCAACAGUAUCCAGCAUCCUGUCACAAAGGAAAUUCUCUUUGAGUUUUUGGACCGGUGCGCCCAGGCGCAGUCCCGCAAAAACCCAGCCGACUCUGAGCUCAUGCCACCGCCUCCACCAAAGAGAGCGAACCUCACCAUCCCGCAGUAGCGCAGUGCCGCUGGAGCAGAAUGGAAGCAGUUUGUUUUGGGGGUUUUUUAUUCCCAAAAUGUUCAGCAGCUCUGCCGGUGCACACCGCAAGAGAAGAGACUUCUGGAGAACAUUUUGCUUUUUGGCCUCACUUUGGCUUCUGUUCUUGAAGUUGUUGACCUAUUUAAAGACACUGGGAGAGAGCUUGUUUGAACAUUGAGUGCUGAGGCACAUUCUUAUUUAAAAGAAUAAAAAUAAAAAUGAAUUGCAUCGUUUUCUUUUUUAUGUUUUGCAUUUGUUACAGUCGCUUUUCCUCUCUGCAUUGUUUGUUUUUCAGUUACUUUUUUUUUUUUACUAAACAGAACAGUAAAGUGUGCUAGAUUUAGACCUAACCAUGAAUCACUGAAACAAAUCCUGUGGAGUUUCACCAGAUCUGGACUGAUCUUAGUACUGAUCAGUAAUGCAUAUGCGGCUCAUGACGUAUGAUUGUGUUUGUUAAAUGAGAGUGUUUUGUAUGUCAUUAUGCUUAUUUGAAAAAAGAAACAAAAAUUCUCAGGUUUUGUUUCUUAAAAACAAUGCCAGGUGUUUUUGAGUUUACCUGGAUCUUCUGGCUCAUUGUUUUGGAAAUGAAAAAAAUACAUUAAAGCAAUAAAUCCAUAAUAAAGAUUACCAGCUA